CUAUUAAUAAAAUCUCAAGGAUUCUUUCAAAAAGUAGCAUAUGAUGAUGAUGAUCUUGAAUGGUAUGAUCUCAGAGAGUGUGAUAACUCUAUGGAAGUAGGAGAAAUAUCAGAACAAGUGACAGAUUUUCUCUCUGAAGAGGAACUUGUUCAGCAUAAAUAUCUUAUCAAAAUAGUUAGGUUAUCUCCUGCAGAAACCAUGCUUUAA
Funneliformis geosporum is the source of this 207-nucleotide messenger RNA. The record is from the annotation of a GenBank genome assembly. NCBI's taxonomy places the organism in Eukaryota, Fungi, Glomeromycota, Glomeromycetes, Glomerales, Glomeraceae.